Messenger RNA from Lepus europaeus (European hare), 3338 nucleotides. It is a transcript of the gene SOD2, whose product is annotated as superoxide dismutase 2. Gene Ontology annotation, biological process: superoxide metabolic process. Bases 65 to 733 code for a protein of 222 amino acids. The transcript has 5 exons. NCBI's taxonomy places the organism in Eukaryota, Metazoa, Chordata, Mammalia, Lagomorpha, Leporidae. Gene Ontology annotation, molecular function: metal ion binding; superoxide dismutase activity. The record is from RefSeq and is a predicted model, not a curated record. Gene Ontology annotation, cellular component: mitochondrion.
UGCACGGCCGGACGCUGGCUCACUGAGGAGGCCCGGGAGUGGCGGCCGCGGCGGGGCGGGCACCAUGUUGUGCCGGGCGGCAUGCAGCGCGCGCCGGGGGCUGGCGCCGGGCCUGGCGGCCCUGGGCUCCCGGCAGAAGCACAGCCUCCCCGACCUGCCCUACGACUACGGCGCGCUGGAGCCGCACAUCAACGCGCAGAUCAUGGAGCUGCACCACAGCAAGCACCACGCGGCCUACGUGAACAACCUGAACGCCACGGAGGAGAAGUACCGCGAGGCGCUGGCCAGGGGAGACGUCACAGCCCAGGUGGCUCUGCAGCCUGCCCUGAAGUUCAACGGUGGAGGUCACAUCAACCACACCAUUUUUUGGACGAACCUGAGCCCUAAUGGUGGUGGAGAGCCCAAAGGGGAGUUGCUGGAAGCCAUCAAACGUGACUUUGGGUCCUUUGACAAGUUCAAGGAGAAGCUGACGGCUGUGUCUGUUGGUGUCCAGGGCUCAGGGUGGGGUUGGCUCGGCUUCAAUAAGGAGCAGGGACACUUGCAGAUUGCUGCGUGUGCGAAUCAGGAUCCGCUGCAAGGAACAACAGGCCUUAUUCCACUGUUGGGGAUUGAUGUGUGGGAACACGCUUAUUACCUGCAGUAUAAAAAUGUCAGACCUGAUUAUCUGAAAGCCAUCUGGAACGUGAUCAACUGGGAGAACGUCACUGAGAGAUACUUGGCUUGCCGAAAGUGAAGCACCGUCAUGCUGUCGAGCGUCGCGUAGCAGUGUGAAGUGUUUAGGCUGCUCAGCUGUAGCGUGCAUUGUUCAUGUCUAUUCACGUUUGAUAAACAAUGUAAGGUAAUGAGUGAUUUCUUAUUUUAGAAUUUUGUUACUGAGCAAUUGUUUGAAAAUAGCAGAUACUUUGUGUGAUUUAGUCUUGAUUGAACAUUUUCCUCAGAGCGCUAAAUCGCGAGGUAGGUUAUCAUUGUCAUCAUAAAGCCAUCAGGAAUGCCCCAGGCCCGGCGGGAAGCCUUUCUAAUCCUGUUCUGUUGCAGUUCUAGAAAAUCCGGUCUUCUGCCCCAGCUGUUUGACAGUAAAAUAGAAAACAGAGUGUGUUCUUUUGUUGGAAGUCUUUGUUGCAGUAGAUCUCCUGUGUAGAAGUAUAACAGUAGACUCCACCCAGCGAUCUCCACAGCGUCACACAGGGUCCUUGCUUACCGUUCUGUCACUGAUGCUGCGUGGGAACUGCUCUGUUACGUGGAUGAUUGUGCAUCUGAAUUGUUCUGUGGGCAGAAAUUCUGUCCUCAAGUGUAGAAACGUGAAUUACACAAAAGCCGUCAGGUGGGCAGGUGAGGGCCCAGGUGGUAAAAUCGGUGGUGGGGUCAGGCCACAGGUGGUUCUGGCUGGGCCCUGGACCAGAAGGCCGUGCCCCAGGAGAAGUGAGCGGAGUUCUGAGAUCAGUAGCUUGCCUCCCUCAGAAAUGGUCAUUUUUCAAAGACAUGUUUUUAUGGGAUCUGCUGUUUUUGGCGUAUUUCAUUUUCUUCUAAGGCCUGCAGCCCGGCAGAAGCUGUAUGUUGUUUCUGUCAGCAAGCGGAAGCUGCCCGCGGUCCGCAGGGCGGUGAGAGCCACGUCAGUCCCGCUGUGCCCGUCUCCUGGAGCGGGGUUCUCUCUGCGUUUGGCUUCACGUCGUCCACUUUCCCAGUGGCUUCUCCUCUUCGCAGUUGUUCCUAAAGGCCCUGUGCUAUUCUAUCAGCUGACUGUUUCCUGGUUUAUCUUACAGUUCUGUUGCCCGAUAUUUCAUUUUUUCCUGGUAGUUAUUACCAGUAAUGCUGUGCUGGGCAGCUCUGCACAUGGGUUUUAACUACUGGUAGAAUGUUUUUUUAACACUGGAUUUUUCUUAAGACUCUUUAGUUAUGUUUUCCCAAGUUUAUUUUUUCCCCCAACUUUAUUUUUCUAUUUUUUUCCCAUUGGAAAAAUGGAGUAACUUAGCAGUUUCAAUAUUGAAGACUGAAGUUUAAUGACAACAACAAAAAAGCUACUUUUCUUCUAUAAUUCAAUUAGAAAAGUAGACGUUCAGAGUUGUCAGCAGUGCUGGUGCGGUCAUUGAUAACUCGGAGUGUGUGUGCGUGUGCGUGUGUGUGUGUGCAUACUUGUAGAUCAAAAGGACUUUGGAGCCCACGAUUGCCAUUCUUUGUGGACCAAAGAGAAAUGAGUUUCCUGGGGUACCCAGUGGCCGUCACGUGCCACGUGCCGUUAGAUACCUGGUGGAGAACUCUGUCUAAACAGACCUUCAAGAAAAGAGAGGCCUUUUGAACACAAGUCACCUGCUGCAGCGUGGUUUAUAAUGAACUGACAAAGAUAUACUUGUACAAUAAAUGCUCUUUAAUUGCUUUCAAAACAAUUCAAUGUUGAAAUUUCUAUGGGGCUCUAUUUUUGCUCUGGCUUUCUGAUGACAAUGAGAAUGAGGAGACUGUCCUACACUAAGUUUGUGUCUCCUGCCCACUGGAUGGAUUUUUAAGAGACCAGGAGAACUUGCAGAUGCAAGGUUGUCGUCACCAGUGGGAUCGUGCCUCUCGGGUUGUGAGAGAACAGGUGCUGUCCUCUGCACGGCAGUGCUGUUCCAGCCCCGGCAGGCAGCUUCGGGCACAGCCCAGGCAUGACCAGAGCCACCGGGAAGCUGGGAGUGAAACGGGCACUGCCUUGAAGUAACAUCUGUUGCCGCUUGACUGUUGUGUGAUAAUUAGACUUGGCGUUGACCCAUCACCACUUCAUUGUAUACCUCAGAUUCGUAGUCUUAGGUUAGGAUUUUUAUCUAGCACUUUUUAAAAUAGUAUAACUAUUAACUUGGGUUGGCAAUGGGACUCAGCGGGUUAAACCUUCACUUGGGUUGUUCACGUCCCACACCGGAGCAGCUGCUCUGCUUCCGGCCCGGCUGCCUGCUGGUGCACCCGCGAGGCUGUGGUGGAUCGCCCAUGUACUGAGUCCCUGCCACCCAUAUGGGAAGCCGGCUAUUGCAAGCAGAUAGAAGAUCCCUCUCUCUCUGUCUUUCUCUCUGUCUCUCUGUCUCUCUCCCCCCUUCUCUCUGUCACUCUGCCUUUUAAAUAAAUAGUAAAUAAAUAUUUAAGAAACAUAGAUUUAAGAUUAAUGUGCAUUGUGAGUCAUAUAUAAAACUUAGGUUAUAAAUAUAAAUUUUAUUUCCUCGUUGUUAGGUAAGUGUUUUGUUACUUUCUCAUUUCCUAAUGAUCCCAGCAGGCUAAUAUCCUGUCUUCUGAGAUCUAUAUCAAACCUAGAAUAUUCUAAAAAUAGUAUAAGGUCCUGGGUAGUUUUCAUUUAUUCAUUAAAGAAACAUUUAUUUUCC